AAGGAGGGAGCGGCCAGCAGGGGGCGCCCGUCGACACGGAGGGGUAUUUAUGACUGGUAAUAUUCACCAUGAAAUAUUCCCAGCAAUGCUUCCUCUCCAAAAGAGUGCAACACACACCGUUCCUCUACCGGGUAGUGCUUUCUGUCCCACUGGGUUGUUUUUGGGGUGUUAGAAGCCGGGGUUUAGAUUUUCGGGGGACCUGUUAUUUAAAAAAAAAAACCUUUUAAAAUGCACUGAUACAAUUUGUGUCGAGAGUUGUUUGGCGGAUUACCACCCACAUUUGACAGCACUGUGCAAAAGUUUAAUAACGGCAAAACUAUUCAUGUAUAACUCUACCUAACAAGUUCAUACUACACGUUGUAUUUUAAGACACACAGUAUAGUGUUGAAGUAAACCAUGUCAUUUAAGAAGAAGCACAGCGAGAACAAGUGAGUUUAAAUGAAUGAUGGAGAAAAGCUGGUUCGGCCAUGAAUUAUGCAAAGGAGUUUAAAUCAGUUCCCUUUAAUGAACCAACCUGUGACGUCAGGCGUUAAGGUCAGGUAUAAAAAGUCAGAGGGAUUACGUUGACGCAACGGUUCCCUCAGUCGCCCCCCGUCGCUCUCCUCCUCACGUCGCCUCGCCGACCUCCACGUGGCAGGUGUGUUUUCUCACAGGUAAUCCGCGGGACAGGUAAACUGAGUCUAAGCGACCUUUUUUCGCUCUACUUGAGCGAGGGGAUGCCCUGCCUCGACUCCGACGCGCGGGAGUCCGCGGAGCCCGACGGAGCGACGCCCGGGGCGGCCUCCGCGAGGUCCUUCCGCGGGGAAACGGUGAGCGAGCCGCCGGCGGUCCGCGGGACGGGCUGGUUCUUCUCCCCGCAGUGGAGCCCCCGCUCGAAGACGCGCGAGGGGAGGUUCGGAGACGGCCUGAGGCGCGACCAGGUGGAGGCGUGGCUGGACGACCACUCCGACUUCACCAGGGACUACUUUUUACGCAGGACCUCCGCGGUCAGUGGGGCCCAGUCUCCGCUGCCCAGGAUUCCCAGGAGAAGCUCGGACCACGCCGACAUGCUCAGGCCGGCUCCUCGACGCAGAUCUUCCUCUCCCCCGGCCGACCCGCACUUGAACAUUUCCUCCCUGAUGGACAGGCUCAAGCCCCUCGCCUCCAACCCCGAGUGGGAGGAUCCCUUCAGCCCGGACGUACCGGGCCAUCACUCCCCACUCUCUCCCCUCUCUCACCGUUCGUCCCGCUUCUCCUUUUCCCCCUGCCGUCCUCUCUCUCCCAUUUGCUCCCCCGACUUGCCCCACUCUCCUCCCCCAGCUGAACGCGACGCGGCAUGUGGCCGUGGGGAGUGUUGCCCAUGGGCCACGGAGCUCCUGAGAGGGGGCCUUGGUCGGAUGGGCUCUGUGGCGGAGCUCUGCCGGGGGGCUGCCCUGCACGCUGGGGAGCUGCUGGCGGCCGAGUGCUGCUGCCUCUCUCUGGUGAAGAAAGACUGCGACGGGAAGAACACCUUAGAGGAGGUGGUCGCCCUCUGCAGCCGCGCGCACCCGGGUCUGGUGAAGGGCGUCAUGGGACGCGUGCUGGCCGCGGGGUCACCCGUCAACCUGAGGGGCGCGUCAGAGGACCCCGGGUUUCACUUUGAUGAGGUCGAAUCGUCACAGAUCAGGAAUGUUUUGAGUGUUCCGAUCAAGAACCACACCAGAGAGGUGGUAGGUGUGGUGCUAAUGAUUAACAAGAGGAACGGCUGCGAUGGAUCUGCUUCCGGUUUCACCCACGUGGAUGAAAAGGUGCUGUUGAAUCACAUGGAUGUGUUGGGGAUGGUCCUGGAUAACGUGCAGCUGUAUGAAAGCUCCAGACAGGAGGCCAAACGCAGUCAGGCCUUGGUGGAGAUGGCACAGGUGUUGUCGAAGGAGCACCUUUCCUUUGAGGUUCUGCUCAGUAAGAUGGCCGCCACCAUCAUGCCCUUCACACAUGCUCAGUACUGCACUAUCUUCAUCCCCAGCGAGCAAACCUCAGCUGUGGAAGACCAGGCGGAGUUCUCCAGAGUGAUCCACCUGGAGUGCGAGGAGCUCGGAUCAACCUGCCAGAUCUACAGAAGGGAGCGGGACUUUGGAGAUUUAGACCCGUCCAAUGCUUUAAAAACUCUGGCGUGCAAAAAAACGCUCAACAUGUCGGACGUUUCCGAGGCGUCGAUGAACAGCGCCAUCUGCUGCCCCGUCAGGAACGAGAUGUCAGAAAAUGUCAUCGCGGUGUGCCAGCUCACUAACAAGAGGAGCAGGGACUCCGAUGAGGCGGAAGCCUUUAACAGGUACGACCAGCGCCUGCUGGAGGACCUGGCGGUGUACUGCGGCCUGGCGCUGCAGUACGCGCAGGCCGUGCAGAUCACCGAGGAGCGGAGGGCCAGUAUAGAAGUCACGCAGGAGGUUCUGGCCUACCACAUUACCGCGGCGGAGCAGGAAAUCCAGGCCCUGCAGGAAGCUGCGAUUCCUACUGUGGAAUCCCUGCGACUCCUAGACUUCCACUUCUCUGAUUUCGGUCUGCCAGAGGAGACGACCUCCCAGGCCACCGUUCGCAUGUUCCUGGACCUCAAGUUGGUGCAGGAUUUCAACAUCGAUUACAAGAGUCUCUGCCAGUGGGUCCUGACUGUGAGACGCGGCUACAGGAACAACGUGCCUUAUCACAACUGGAACCACGCACUGAGCACCGCCCAGAGCAUGUUCGCCAUGCUCAUGGCCACAGACCGCCUCCAGACCAUCUUUUCCCGCCUGGAGAUCCUGGCGCUGAUGAUCGCCACCCUGAGUCACGACCUCGACCACAGAGGAUACAGUAACUCGUACAUAGAAAGGAGCCAACAGCCUUUAGCUCAGCUGUACGGACACUCGUCUCUGGAAAGGCACCACUACAACCUGUGCCUCUUCAUCCUGAACAACACAGGGAGUCAGAUUCUCAGCAGUCUCUCUGCUGAAGACCACAGAGCUGUCCUACACAUGAUCAAAAGGGCAAUCCUCGCCACCGACCUGGCCGUCUACAUGGAGAGAAGGAAGGAGUUCUUUUCUCUCACCAAGAAAAGUAGAGUGAGCUGGAAGAGUGAGAAAAAACGAGAUUUACUCAGGUCGAUGUUGAUGACAGCCAGCGACCUCUCUGCCAUCACGAAGCCUUGGCCCGAACAAAAAAGGGUUGCUGUUCAUCUGAAUACGUUCUUAUUUUAUCUCCGUGUCAUUUUGAACUCCUCACAAGCCUUCGCCUCACUCUUCUUCCUGAAACAGAUCGCCAACCUGGUUACCAUGGAGUUCUUUGCACAAGGGGACAAAGAAAAAAAGGAGUUCAAAAUCAAACCCAUUGACAUAAUGAACAGGGAGAAAAGCACUCGACUGCCAUACAUGCAGGUGGAAUACAUCAACGACAUCUGCUAUCCACUCUACAAGGCGGUAUCGAGGCUGUUUGACUCCUGCUCCCCACUGCUGAGAGGCUGUAGGAAGAACCGGGAAAACUGGAUCCACUUUGCUGAGACUGCAACGGGAAAGGAGUGUAAUAAUAGUUGUUGUGUAACCGUGGGAACGCAUCUAAACGCAGAGGAGGAGACGCAGGCGGAGGAAUAGGGGACGAUGCACAGGAUGAAGACACAAAAGGAACUUUGCCCAGCUGUUUGUUACUCCAUCCUCUCUUGGACACAUGUGGACUAAAUGCCUGCAUAUGGACUGACAUCAGUACUCUGCUUAAGUGUACAAUGCUGCCAAAGUGGCCGAAAGCAUAUCCAAUAUCAGACCUGUCAGUAGUCCCACUCCUCACAUAAGUAACACUGAUUCAAUAAGUUCUUUGGGAUGAAGGAUGAGAGAGAAAAAAAGGGUUUUCAUAUAAUUACAGUAUCCACCGUCUUUCUGUGGAGUCUUUUGGCUGAGUAGGCAUUAAAACACUGUGGGUGCGGUGAUCUCACAAUGACUACAGCGUGGAACGCAAUCUUACCCUGAAGGCAAAGCAAUUACAAUGAUAAUAUUAACUUAUAAAAUAAAAAUGGGAGGGGGGCUGUCCACUGGGAUCCACAAUAGUCUUUCUCGAGAGGUUCUUGUAAGGGGUAAUAGUAGUCUAGAAAACGUCUCCAUACGUCUCCAUACUUCACUAAAGGUUUGGGACUCAAGUGUCAAGAAAUACAGGACAUCUUUGACCCAGUGGGAGAACGAUGGCGUGACCCGUUGCUUCCAUCUCAAAAAGCCACGAUAAUUCCUCUGGUAUUAAUUCAAAGAGUUAAAAAAUUGGGUCCAGGUCAAAUUAAGCUGCAAAUAUGUCGCUAUAAGCUUUAAAAAUCCAAAAGGCGGAGAGUUUUGGCAGAGCCAGAACAUGUAAAACAAGUCUGCUGGCUGGCCUUUACCUUGAGGACAUAACGGUGGAUUUUUGCCAAUCUAAUAUUAGCGUAAUAAGCCCUGUGUACAACUUUUAGCUGUAUUAAGUUUGUUUAACAAAUGUAGAUUAUGUAUUUAUGAAGUCUAGAAUAGAUUCCCAUUGGCCAUCAGUUAUAACCACUCCACACCAAGUUCUGUGUCCCAGGGCAAUCUUACGUUUUGUAAUUUUUUUUUUUUAAACCAUUUAAACUCCAAAAUGGUAAGGUACACAUUUGUGUCUGAAAAGCAGAUAAUCUAGUAUUACUUGAAAGUAAAGGGUUGAAAACA
Messenger RNA from Gasterosteus aculeatus aculeatus (three-spined stickleback), 4643 nucleotides. Its product is annotated as cGMP-specific 3',5'-cyclic phosphodiesterase. Lineage: Eukaryota; Metazoa; Chordata; Actinopteri; Perciformes; Gasterosteidae. Gene Ontology annotation, molecular function: protein binding; 3',5'-cyclic-nucleotide phosphodiesterase activity. The record is from RefSeq and is a predicted model, not a curated record. Gene Ontology annotation, biological process: signal transduction.